Naegleria fowleri is the source of this 1017-nucleotide messenger RNA. RefSeq lists its product as uncharacterized. Gene Ontology annotation, biological process: peptidyl-serine dephosphorylation. NCBI's taxonomy places the organism in Eukaryota, Heterolobosea, Eutetramitea, Acrasida, Naegleriidae. Gene Ontology annotation, cellular component: FAR/SIP/STRIPAK complex. Gene Ontology annotation, molecular function: protein serine/threonine phosphatase activity. The record is from RefSeq and is a predicted model, not a curated record. The coding region runs from base 1 to 1017 and encodes 338 amino acids. The transcript has 2 exons.
AUGUCAUCAGUCGUUGACGUGAAUCGUUGCAUUGAAAAACUCGAAGCUGGACGUCUUCUCACAGAAUUCGAAAUCAAGUUUGUCUGUGAAAAAGUUAAAGAAAUUCUCAUCGAUGAAGCCAACGUUCAACGUGUCAAAUCUCCAGUCACCAUCGUUGGCAACAUUCAUGGUCAAUUUCCUGAUCUCAAAGAAUUAUUUAGAGUGGCUGGUAAAAUUCCCGAUACCAAUUAUUUGUUUUUGGGAGAUUAUGUGAAUCGAGGAAAUCAAUCGGUUGAAACUAUAUCAUUGUUGACUUGUUAUAAAUUGAGAUAUCCAGAGAGAAUAACAUUGUUGAGAGGAAAUCACGAAUCAAGACCAAUUACUCAAAUCUAUGGCUUCUACGAAGAAUGUACCAUGAAGUAUGGAAAUGUCAAUGUAUGGAAAUAUUUCACAGACAUGAUGGAUUAUUUGACUGUGUGUGCCUUGGUCGAUGAUUCACUCUUUUGCGUUCAUGGAGGUUUGUCACCUUCGAUCGCCACUCUUGAUCAAAUCCGUGUAUUAGAACGAUUUAAGGAUAUUCCAGAGGAAGGUCCAAUUACUGACCUCUUAUGGUCUGAUCCCAUGAAUGAUGAUGACGACUUUGGAAUCUCUUCUUCGAGUUCGCUGGAUUUUGGAAUUAACACAAGAGGAGCAGGAUUCAUCUUUUCACAAAAAAUUACCAAUGAAUUUAUGAAUCUUAACAAGAUUGACCACAUUGUUCGUUCACAUCAAUUAUGUAUGGAUGGAUAUCAAGUGAUUUGGGAUGGCAAACUCUCGACAAUUUGGUCAGCUCCAAAUUAUUGUAAUCGUUGUGGAAAUAUUGCUGCAGUGAUGGAAGUGGAUCGAGAUUUGAAACGAUUUUACAACACUUAUCAGGCUGCUCCUCGAAAGACCAUGAGAAGACAACGUUUGGAGAAGGAGGAGAAUGCAUUCAUUGGAAGUCAAUUUGUCGGUCAAAAUGUGAAGGCAGCUCAGCAAAUUAAUGUUCAAUAUUUCUAA